AAUUGGUCUUCUGCUGAAGAAGAGUUGCUAGCUACUGCUUGGCUCCACAUUAGCCAGCAACCCGAGAUGGGUACCAAUCAGACUGGCGAUGGUUUUUUCCAGCGAGUCACCAAUCACCUCGAGUCCAUCUCCUCGUUCACCAAGCGAGACAUGAAGUCUGUCAAAGUAAAAUGGUCUGCUUUAAAGACAGCUACGAUCAAAUUCUCAGGAAUCAUGGCUCAGAUUGAGCACAGUCCUCCCAGCGGUACUGUUCAGACUGAUUGGCCUGAACUCGCCAUCAAAAUCUACAACGAAUCGAACGCCAGAGCUCACUUCAAGUCUCUCGCAGCCUGGCGAAUCCUUUCUGCGGCGCCAAAGUGGAUCGUGCCACGUCCUCCACCAGGUCCUCUUGCAAUGUCAAUUUCUAGCGCCAGCAACCCCCUCAGUGACGCCUCCGGUGGCCCCUCCAGCGACUCAGCGCUUGAUUCAGGUGUCAAUACACCUCGUGCCUUGACUCCUCCUCGCCCCACUGGCAUGAAGAAAACCAAACGUCAACGACUUCAAGACGAGAAGGCUGAAGCGAUCGAAGAUCGCCAAGAUCAACUUAAACGGGCAAAUGAGUUAGCUGAACGUCGAGUCAAGGCUCUUGAAGAAGGAACCGAACUCACCAAGAAGAUGGCUUUAAAAGAUGCUGAAGCUAAAGAUAGUUUAGUUCAAGUAAAUGAUCUCAAAGUCUUAAUGAUGAAAGAAGAGAAUUGUCAUACCGAGCUUGCCAAGGAGACCCUCAAAUUAAUGCAACAAAGAUUAAAGGAAAAGUACUCAUCUGAAGCCUCGAGUAGUAAUUAGAAUCAAAGUUUUUUGUGCUACUUCAACUCACCAAUCGAUUUUGUUUAGAUUGAUAGUUACUUUUGCUGAACUCAAUCAAAUCUUGAAGACAAGAUGUUCUUCUUUGCUUUAUGCUCUUUGUAUUUCUUAAGUUUAUCGAAUCAAACACAUGUUUCAACUCAAGAUUGGGUUUUUUCUUGAAAAGAUGUUAUGUCUUUUAUUAUACUCUUUUUGUGUGUGUCAUUUUUAUCAAAUUGAGAACAUCAUUUAUAUUUCUUUCUUCUUCUAUUUGUUUCUGGUAGUUUGUAAAGACAAAAGGAAUAGAAAGAAACAAUUUGAUCC
Messenger RNA from Melampsora larici-populina 98AG31, 1146 nucleotides. RefSeq lists its product as uncharacterized. The transcript is spliced from 2 exons. NCBI's taxonomy places the organism in Eukaryota, Fungi, Basidiomycota, Pucciniomycetes, Pucciniales, Melampsoraceae. The record is from RefSeq and is a predicted model, not a curated record. Bases 67 to 825 code for a protein of 252 amino acids.